Naegleria gruberi is the source of this 1960-nucleotide messenger RNA. RefSeq lists its product as uncharacterized. The transcript has a single exon. The record is from RefSeq and is a predicted model, not a curated record. NCBI's taxonomy places the organism in Eukaryota, Heterolobosea, Eutetramitea, Acrasida, Naegleriidae. The coding region runs from base 11 to 1891 and encodes 626 amino acids.
AAAAAACAAAAUGAUUAAGAAUAGCAUCUUUAUUGCACUCUUUGUGUGUAUAUAUUUAACAUGUACAGUCUAUUCACAAGGAGCUCCUUGUGUGUUCAAUACACCAUUGCCAAUUAAUCCAGAUUAUUAUUGGACAAGUCUUGCCUCCUUCCGAGCAUGCUUGCCAAAUAUUCCUGCUGACAAGGAUAUGAUUGCAAACACCCUUGAUAUUGCUGUUGCUACUUCUAAUGGUUAUUCUUAUGAAUAUAUGGUUCAAAAUAGCACAUACUCUGGAUCUGCAUAUUCUAUUUCUGUAAAUUUGAAGAAUAGAAUUCAACAAAUCAGAAACAAGAAUUAUGAUUUCGACUAUCAAUUCCACAAAGAAUUGAUGGGUCUCUUCUUCAGUCUCUAUGAUGCUCACACAAUUUACAUGCCUCCAAAUCCAUACAAGAAUUCUUACUUGGUAUUCCCAUUCGAUUUGACUAGCUCAAUUACUAAUGUUGGACAAGUUAUUAGUGUAAAGGCUGACAAUCGUCUCUAUAGUGCCAUUACUGGUUCUAAUUCCGGUGCUGCUGGUAAAACUAUUAGAACUAUCAAUGGAGUCAAGCCAAAGGACUUUUUAGAUAGCAUUGCUAAUACUAUUUUCAUGUCAAAGGAAGCUGCUUCCAGAUUCAAUGAAGUUAUCAAGAUGCAAGAAAUGUCUCUUGGUGCUUUGAUUAUGCCAGAAUUUGAUUCAUUGAACUAUGUUUUCAGUGAUGGUUCCUCUCUCAAUCUCCCAUUGGUUGUUUUGCUCUCUCAACAAAUUAAUGGUCCAAAAGAUUUCAAGAAUUUAAUGGCUGCUCAACCUUCCAAGUCAAGAAUUGAAGUCAGAGUUAACAAUAAUCAAAAACGUGCACCAACUAUGGCUGUUGAUCCAAGAAUGGUCAUUCCAGAAUUGUCAAUUCCAAAGAUUGUUUACAAGAAAACUGGUUUUGAAAGCAAGCUUAGAGGAAUGGCUGCUGGUAAUCUCAAACUCCUUUACUCUGCUUCUGAUAAGUCUAUCGCAUACUUGUACCACACAACUCGUAAGAUUUCAGUUUUCAAGAUUGAAUCAUUUGCUCCAAAUUAUCCAUACAGUCAAUAUCCAUGGGAUGAAUUCAAGAGUAUUGUUGAAAGAGGAGUUGCUCAUGCUCAAUCUGUUGGUGUCAAGUCACUCGUUCUUGAUUUACAAGGAAAUGGUGGUGGAUAUGUUUGCUUAUCGAUUGCUUUGGCCAGACUUUUGAUUGCCGAAUAUUCUGAUCUGUCAAAACUCUAUCAACCUUUUGAAUUCAAGAAAAAUCCACUUGUUGAUUCUGCUCGUCCAUUCUUCAUUCAACCAAACUCAAUGCUUAAUGCUACAAAUCUUCAACUAUUGCCAAAUGCUGAUUUCUAUGAGAGAGGUGUAACAAAGAAACUUGGUGGAGUUAUUGCUAGUUACUCUCAACAAUUCUAUCUUGAUUGUGCCAGUGAAGGUAACUUCUUCUUCAAGCCAGCCACUCAUUACUUUAACAAGUUUAUUAUCUUGACUGAUGGUUUGUGCGGAUCUAGUUGUUCUCAAUUUGCUUCCAAAUUGAUUUAUAAUAAGAAGGCAUUGGCUGCUAAUGUUGGUGGUUAUGAUUCUACUUUUGAAACAACUGCAUUCAAUGGUGGUGCUGUUCUUCACUAUGAUGACCUUGUCAAAAGAGGAGCUCCAAUUCCAAGAUUAACCAAAUCCAAUGCUGUAUUUACUUUCAAUGAAUUCCACAUGUACUUGAAUGCACAACAACCAAUUCCAAGAGAAUUCCAAAUAUUGAGAGGUGAUAUCAAGAUUAACUCUUGGGACUUUGAUGAUUUGGAAGGAUUGGUUGAUACUGUUGCUCCUCAAUUCGACAAGAUGACUCCACUCAAUCAAUAAUUUUCUUCCUGAACCAUAAAAUUUUGUAAAUAUCCGAGUUUUGUAAAUAAAAAAGUUUUGGUUGAUUAA